AUGGACACCAGAGCAGAGAUGGAGGUUGUGAGAAGCACAAAGGGGAAUGCCCCUGGGGAGGUCAGUGUCCACAUGGUAACCACUGAGAGCCCUGUGCAGAGCAACCAUCUGCCAGCGACUGCCUUCAUCAUACCAGCAAAUGCCACUACCAUCAACCUUCCCACGAGCACCUUAGAAAUCCAGCGCUUGCCCCGGGAGCCACAGAGGAGCACAGGGGCCGACAGGCCAGAGCGGGGAGCAGGGACGGAGCCCAUCACAGCUGCUGUCAUUCCCCAGAUCGGCGGGGUGCAGACCUGCAGCACAGUCCGAGUGCUGGAAUGGAAAGACGGGGUGGCUACUUUGCCUGGGAGUAACCUGCGGUUUCGAAUAAAUGAGUAUGGGACGCUGAAGGUGGUGAGUGCUGAUAAGAUUCCUCCAGUGGAAACAGUAAAGGAGGAUCACACAGAGAAAGAUGGGGACUCAGAGGUGGCACCCACCAGCAGGGACAAUCCUACUGUGUCUCAGGAUGUGCCAGAGGAAACCAAGCUGCCGACAGCAGAAAAUAUGUGUCACUGUGAUACCUGUGGCCGGAGACGUGUUUCAGACAGAGCCUGGGAAGGCAGGGGCUUCUGUAGUGACCACUGUCACCAGCAGUUCAAAGAAAGGUCUGUCAUUGUGGAGAACUCUGCCAGCAGCACCAAUGCCACUGAUAUCCUCAAGCCAGUGAAGAUACGGAAGAGGAGGGACUACCAGAGCCCUUCAGAGGAAGAAUAUGAAUCUGAGCAAAUGGAGGAAAAGCAGGAAGAGACAAAAAACUCAGCGGGGGACUUGCCCAUCAGCAAUCCAGAGACCGAUUCGUGGAAUGGGAGCCAGCAUGGUGCCAGUGAGAAGAAAGAAGGCUGGUCUUGGGCGCCCUACUUGGAGGAGCAGAAAGCUGUCGCUGCCCCUUUAGAUCUCUUCCAGGAUUACCAAGUAGCUUCCCAGCGCAAGAAUGGCUUUAAAGUGGGGAUGAAGCUGGAAGGAAUUGAUCCACAGCACCCAUCUAUGUACUUCAUUCUGACGGUGGCUGAGGUGUGUGGUUACCGGAUGCGCCUCCACUUUGAUGGCUAUUCCGAGUGCCACGAUUUCUGGCUGAAUGCUGACUCCCCUGACAUCCACCCCGCUGGCUGGUUUGAGGAGACAGGGCACAAACUCCAGCCCCCGAAAGGUUAUAAGGAAGAAGAAUUCAGCUGGACAAACUACCUGAAGAUAACAAAGGCUCAGGCAGCUCCUAAGCAUCUCUUCAUGGUCCGAAACACUCACGAGGCUUCUCCAGGCUUUGAAGUGGGCAUGAAGCUUGAAGCUGUGGAUCGUAUGAACCCUUCCCUGAUAUGUGUUGCCACAGUGACGGACGUGGUGGACAAUCGUUUUUUGGUUCACUUUGACAACUGGGAUGAUACUUAUGACUACUGGUGUGACCCCAGUAGUCCAUACAUCCACCCAGUUGGAUGGUGUCAGGAGCACGGCAAACCCCUCACACCUCCUCAAGAUUAUCCUGAUCCUGACAACUUCACCUGGGAAAAGUACUUAAAGGAAACUGGAGCAUCUGCUGUCCCAGCUUGGGCCUUCAAAGUGCGCCCACCCCAUGGCUUCCUGGUCAACAUGAAGCUGGAGGUAGUGGACAGGAGGACUCCUUCAUUCAUCCGAGUGGCCAGUGUGGAGGACGUGGAAGAUCACAGGAUAAAGAUCCAUUUUGAUGGCUGGAGCCAUGUCUAUGAUUUCUGGAUUGAUGUGGAUCAUCCAGACAUCCACCCCAUUGGCUGGUGCUCAAAAACUGGACACCCACUGCAGCCUCCUCUCAGGCCAAAGGAACCAGCUUCCUCUGCCCAUGGGGGCUGCCCAACCCUGGGCUGCAAGACCAUCCCUCACACCAAGAGCUCCAAGUACAGCUUUCACCACAGGAAGUGCCCCACGCCGGGCUGCGAUGGGUCAGGACACGUGACUGGGAGAUUCACAGCUCAUUACUGCCUGUCAGGGUGUCCUCUGGCAGAGAAGAACCAGGGCAGGGUUAAAGCUGACUUGUCCGACACCGAGGCCUCCACUCGCAAGAGGAACCUGAUUGGCUUCCCUCAGCGAAAGAAAUCUCGGCACCACGGGAGAGGGCGACCUCCAAAAUACCGGAAGAUCCAGCAGGAAGACUUCCAAACUAUUUCUUCAGACAGUCUGCACCAGUCACUCUUCAUGUCGGCCCUGUCUGCCCAUCCUGACCGCUCCCUGUCACUCUGCUGGGAGCAGCACUGCAAACUUCUGCCAGGGGUGGCUGGUAUCACAGCAACUACAGUGGCCAAGUGGACCAUUGAUGAGGUCUUUAGCUUUGUUCAGACCCUGACUGGUUGCGAGGACCAAGCCAAGCUCUUCAAGGAUGAGAUGAUCGAUGGGGAGGCCUUCCUCUUGCUGACACAGGCUGACAUCGUCAAGAUUAUGAGUGUCAAGCUGGGCCCAGCCCUCAAGAUCUACAAUGCCAUCCUCAUGUUCAAAAACGCCGAUGACACCUUAAAGUGA
Chaetura pelagica (chimney swift) is the source of this 2520-nucleotide messenger RNA. It is a transcript of the gene L3MBTL1, whose product is annotated as l(3)mbt-like 1 (Drosophila). Gene Ontology annotation, molecular function: zinc ion binding; protein binding. Lineage: Eukaryota; Metazoa; Chordata; Aves; Apodiformes; Apodidae. Bases 1 to 2520 code for a protein of 839 amino acids. Gene Ontology annotation, biological process: regulation of DNA-templated transcription. Gene Ontology annotation, cellular component: nucleus. The transcript has 21 exons. The record is from RefSeq and is a predicted model, not a curated record.